AUUUUCGCUUUUCUUACAAAAUUACCUCGAGGAGGAAGUUUAAAAUGUAUGCGGAAGAUAUAGUAUUCAAUAAAUGCGUGUAAUAUUCAGGUGAUAUAAAUAAAACUAUUUCUUCAGAUACAAACAUUCUUUUUGUGGAUCAUCUGCAAUACAACAGCAACCAAAGAUGAAACUACUCAUUUUCCUUGUGGCUAUCACGUGUUCAGUCUGUUGGGCUGACCUCUGCUGCUUUCCAAAGCAAUGGGAAGGAACUCUGAGCGUCUUGAUGCCAAAUUCUUCUCAAGGCGGAUUAUUUUCUCAGGAUAAUGUAGACAUCUCUGUUGACAUGACUGGACAAAGGAUACGAGAGUAUGUUCGCUCCACUGGCACCAUAUAUCUGAUGUUUUACAAAGAGGGUGUUGGCUACAUGAUUGACAAUUCGACCUGUUCUAAAGGAAGUGUUUCACCAUGGCCUAGCAGUGCAGUUUGUGUUCCAGGAGAUGCCAAGUUACUUAGGAAAUACCAGCUUGGUAUAAAAGAAAAGAUGAAUGUAAUUGACUACAUAUUCAUUACAAAUAGCAAAACAUCGGGCAAUAUGCUAGAGCAAACAGUUAGAACAGUAACAGAUAUGUGUCAACCGGUGGAAGACAAAGUCAUGCGUAAAUAUUCAGAGUGGAACAGUACUGAUGUAUAUACUGUCACCUAUGAGAAUAUCACUCCAGGAAUCAAGGAUCCAAGCGUGUUCAAUAUACCUAGUACCUGCAAAUCAUCUACAAGAAAGAUGACAGAUGCAUCAGCAGAGGGAGUACUAUCUUUCAGGAAUGUUAUCUAUUGAAAGACAAUUAUUAUAAAAGCUUAGCAAAUAUGCCGGUAGUAUUGAUAAAAUAACAUUUGAAAUAUAUAUAGGAAUGACUAUUCAGAACAGAAACUGAAACAGUUCUAAGAAAUGUUUAAAUAAUUAAUGGGAUACUUGAAUUUUUAAAGAAUAUUUUUUAUUUAAUUUUAAAUGCAAAUGCAUCAUAACGUCAAAAAGAUAACAAUAAACUGUUUAGUACGUUGUUCUGCAUUAGAACGAUUUUUUUAUCAAGUACUUAAAUUUUUAUUCUAUCGAAAAACGAGUGGUAUAAAUACUUGUUACUGAACAAAGCGUAUAAAAAUGUGUAUACUGAUGCAUUCGUCUUGGAACGAAGUAUGCUACCAGAUAGUCAAACUACUCAACUACUAGGCUGCUUCAAAAUACCUGCUGAAUCCACUUAAAAUGUAUUAAUAUUCUGACAAGACAUGUACAUGUAUUUAGUUUCUGUCACUCUUUAACUUGACAUAUUUGUUUUUUAAAGGCUGACAACGUUUACAGUUGUACUAACUAAUAAACUUUGAUAAUGUGGCAGUUGAGUCCAAUAACUCUAGGGGUGUUUAAAGAUAAUCCGUCAUAAAAUUAUCUUAGGGCUAUAUUGCAAGGUAAUUAUUAGUUACCUGUAUUGGAAAAUAAAGUGUGUCGAUUGUAUUGAGAUCAGCUGCCACAUUAUCAAAGAUAAUAGAUACAUUAUAAUGCUU
This is a messenger RNA of Mercenaria mercenaria, 1533 nucleotides long. RefSeq names its product ependymin-related protein 1-like. Bases 167 to 814 code for a protein of 215 amino acids. Gene Ontology annotation, cellular component: extracellular region; lysosome. Gene Ontology annotation, biological process: cell-matrix adhesion. Gene Ontology annotation, molecular function: calcium ion binding. The transcript is spliced from 7 exons. The record is from RefSeq and is a predicted model, not a curated record. Lineage: Eukaryota; Metazoa; Mollusca; Bivalvia; Venerida; Veneridae.